Molecule: messenger RNA, 2697 nt
Organism: Phalaenopsis equestris
Lineage: Eukaryota; Viridiplantae; Streptophyta; Magnoliopsida; Asparagales; Orchidaceae
Product: histone-lysine N-methyltransferase, H3 lysine-9 specific SUVH5-like
Exons: 2
Coding region: 226-2547 (773 amino acids)
Cellular component (GO): nucleus
Molecular function (GO): zinc ion binding; histone methyltransferase activity; protein binding
Source: RefSeq, a predicted model, not a curated record
CCCCGCUACACGUACAUAUCCUUCUCAUCCAGCCAAUUGGAUCAAUGCUCCGCUUCACGUAAAAAUUUCCCACCAGCGCCGGCUAGAAGCGACGCCCCCGUUCCCGCCUCUUCGUACGUCGCCGGCGAACAGGAUUCGCCGGCCGCCGGUUUACAGCUAGAUAUCAGAAGCUUGCCCGGGACAAUAUAAAAUUGUCAAUGUUCUGUUGUAAUAAGGUUUCUAGUCAUGGUGGGAUCUCAGAAGCGGGAGCGGGAUUCCACCCGGGUGGAUUCAUCAAUUAUGUUUUCUGAGAAAAUCACCCCGGCGCCUUCAACCGUUAAGGCUGUGAAGGCGGCAAAGGCAGUUGUCGGCGAGGAAGCUAUGAUUGUCAAUCAAACUAUAUUAAGACGAUCGUUAAGAUCGGCUUCCAGAGCGACAAGUUCGGUUGUUUCGGGCGGGGAUUUGGGGAAUGAUAAUAAGGUUGAUGAUUGUAUGCUUAGUUACUACCCGAGGAAACCUCAGACGAGAUCGGAUUCAAAAGGUGAAGCAUUACAAGCUUUGAUUAAGGCUAAUGGCACUCAGAUCUUGAAUGAAGCGUGCAAAACCCCUGCUCCUUUUGCCCUUGAACCAUUGAAAUUAGACAUCUCAGCCAAUGUCGGUAUUCGUGGGAAAAAGUGUCGCGAAAUUAAUGGGCAGAUUGAAUUGAUGGAGACUGUUCAUAGUCCUGCACUAGAGGAGCAAGUGCUUCCUACAAAAUCUUCAACAAGGAGGAGGAUCUCUUUUAGAUCUAGGGCCUCAGCUGAGUGGACUUCCGGUUGUGGAAAGAAGGGAUCACCUGAUAAUGCUGGGAAUGAAAUUCAGACUAGAAGACUGGAUGCUGAAGAAUCUGUAAUAAAGAGGAAGAGCAAAAGGAGUAUAAAUGAUGAUAUAAUUAAACCUGAGUCCAAUCUUGAAAAAAACGAAGGUAAAGUAAGUAAUGUGAGGCAUCUGGAUAAGACUGCGUGUGAUUUAAGUGAUCAGGAGGAAUUGCCAAGGAAAAAGGUCAAGCUGGUACUCAACAUGUUCCAUUCAUUUUAUAAUAAGUUGUCACAAGAAACAAAAAUAGACUUGAAAUCAAAGUUUGAGUUUCGGAGGAACCGCCUAGAUUUGAUGGCUUUGAAACUUUUGAAACAGAACAGUAUGGAGUUCGAAUUUGAUUCAUUAUCCAUAGGAAAUGUGCCUGGUGUCAAAAUUGGAGAUGAGUUCAAUUUAAGGGUUGAACUUUGUGUGCUCGGACUUCAUCGCCAACUCCAGGCAGGCAUCGAUUUUUUUAAACAUGAUGGGAGACUACUAGCUCGUAGUAUUAUUUCAUCUGGCUCUAGUAGAUACUCAGACAACGGUCACAUUUCUGAAGUGCUAAUUUACUCCGGUUCAGGGCCAUCCAACAAGAAUCAGAAGUUAGAAUAUGGUAAUUUAGCACUAAGAAACAGCAUAAAUGCUCAAAAUCCUAUUCGUGUUAUUUGGGGAUUUGAGGACUUUCAAAUUAAUAAUUCUCGAAGUUUAAAGGGCAAAAAAGCUACACGUUAUAUCUACGGUGGUUUGUAUCUGGCCGAGAAAUACUGGAUUGAAAAAAAUGGUGAUGGCUUUGAUAUCUAUAUGUUUCAAUUGAGGAGGCAGCAGGAACAGCCUGAACUCAAAAUUAAAAAUGUUAAGCUGAGAACAUCUAUUUCAUUUUCAGAUAUUUGCACUGGAGAUAUCUCCAACGGAAAGGAGAAGGUGCCCAUUUGUGCUGUUAAUACGAUUGAUGAAGAGUGUCCUCAGCCUUUUACAUAUACGAAGGAGAUGAUAUAUCCAUCAAACCAUAUCCCAAUUCAUCCCAAGGGUUGCGACUGUGUUGGCAUCUGCACCGAUUCGAUCAAAUGUGCUUGUGCAGUAAAAAAUGGCGGAGAACUGCCUUUCAAUGGCCGCGGUGCGAUUGUGCAAGCCAAACCUCUUGUUUAUGAGUGUGGGCCUUCGUGCAAAUGCCCUCCUUCGUGCCACAACAGAGUGAGUCAACAUGGCAUAAAAUUUCCUUUGGAAGUCUUUAAAACGGGAACUAUGGGUUGGGGACUGAGAUCAUUAUCUCUCAUUCCAUCCGGUAGCUUCGUUUGCGAAUAUGUCGGCGAGCUUAUACAGGACGAAGAAGCUCAAAAGAGAAUGAACGACGAGUAUCUUUUUGCUAUUGGAAAUAAUUACCAUGAUGCAGCUCUAUGGGAGGGACUUCCAACAUCUAUACCUGAGUUACAGAAGAAAGGCUCUUCAGUAGUUAAUGAAAUGAACUACACUGUUGAUGCAUCCAUGUUUGGAAAUGUUGCUAGAUUCAUCAACCAUAGCUGCAUGCCUAAUCUUUAUGCCCAAAAUCUUCUCUUUGAUCAUGGAAAUAAGAGUAUGCCACACAUUAUGUUAUUUGCUUCCGAAGAUAUACCGCCUCUCCAGGAGCUGACAUAUCAUUACAACUACACUAUUGACCAAGUUCAUGAUUCUAAUGGGAAUAUUAAGCAAAAGGUUUGCUACUGCGGUACUAUUGAGUGCACCGGUAGGUUAUAUUGAGAUUUCAUUUUUGUUUUUUUUGCUUAAUUUUCGAAGCAUUAAUGAAAAAAGUUGAAAUUUUGUAUUUGACAAUGAGUAAUCAACUGUUUUUUAUGGAAUCUUCUUAUCUAUUUUAUUGCUUCACAGAGGUAGCUAACUUAUGCAGAUGGA